UCUUUUUGUUAUUUUUUGUAGCUUGAGCCAGCUUAAAUGGCAAAGUAUUAGAGCGGGAAGAAGGGGUGGGGAAACGCGUUUUACAGUGUGUACUGUAUCAUCAAAGAGAGAAGACAAGUAUCUGACCUCUAUUUUCCCACCGACACUUCGUUCUUCAGCUAGCAAUUAUGGUUCCACCAAUCGAAACUGCAGUCAAGGCCUCAGUGUCCCACAAGUUAUCCAUUCCACCUCUUAACGAAAGAAUACUUUCUUCCAUGACACGGAGAUCAGUUGCAGCUCAUCCUUGGCAUGAUCUCGAGAUAGGACCUGAUGCCCCAAAGAUUUUUAAUGUGGUGGUUGAGAUCAGUAAGGGGAGCAAGGUGAAGUAUGAACUUGACAAAAAAACUGGACUGAUCAAGGUUGACCGUGUUCUUUACUCAUCAGUUGUAUACCCCCACAACUACGGGUUCAUCCCUCGUACACUCUGUGAGGACAGUGACCCUCUGGAUGUCUUAGUCAUCAUGCAGGAACCUAUUCUUCCUGGUUGCUUUCUUAGGGCCAAAGCAAUUGGUCUUAUGCCCAUGAUUGAUCAGGUAUAUAUCUUUUUUAAAGUAAAAAUUUCGUCCCAAUCUUGCCAUAUAUUAAUUCUAUUCAGAACACAGGGAGAAAAGGAUGACAAGAUAAUUGCUGUCUGUGCUGAUGAUCCUGAGUAUAAGCACUACACUGAUAUCAACGAGCUGCCACCCCAUCGUUUGGCUGAGAUCCGUCGCUUCUUUGAGGAUUACAAGAAAAAUGAGAACAAGGAAGUUGCUGUUAAUGACUUUCUUCCAGCUGCCAAAGCCUUCGAAGCAGUCGAGCAUUCUCAGGAUCUAUAUGCGGACUACAUCGUGGAGAGCCUGAGGAGAUGAUAGUCUUUUCAUCUUCCUCAAGUCGUGAAUGCUGGUCGAUAUUACAUUUUUCACACUAAUAUACCAUAUAAUAGGACUGCUCUAAUAUUUUGUCUACCUGUACUGCAAAGCACAGUUAUACGAUGCAGCAUGUGCAUAUAACAUGCUAUAUACAAUACGCUUGUAUUAUCUACUGCGUGGGAAAUUAAUUCCAUACAGUACAAGAUGAUGACGAAAAGGAAACUUCAUGUUUCCCCUGGUCAAAUUUUGUAAGAUUUGAACUAUCUCAAUUGUCCGGUUUAUGAAAUGGAUUAUAUACGAAGUUAAGUGUGUA
Messenger RNA from Lycium barbarum (goji berry), 1200 nucleotides. RefSeq names its product soluble inorganic pyrophosphatase 4. NCBI's taxonomy places the organism in Eukaryota, Viridiplantae, Streptophyta, Magnoliopsida, Solanales, Solanaceae. Gene Ontology annotation, cellular component: cytoplasm. Gene Ontology annotation, molecular function: magnesium ion binding; inorganic diphosphate phosphatase activity. Bases 168 to 887 code for a protein of 239 amino acids. The transcript is spliced from 9 exons. The record is from RefSeq and is a predicted model, not a curated record. Gene Ontology annotation, biological process: phosphate-containing compound metabolic process.